Molecule: messenger RNA, 1308 nt
Organism: Penicillium lagena
Lineage: Eukaryota; Fungi; Ascomycota; Eurotiomycetes; Eurotiales; Aspergillaceae
Product: benomyl/methotrexate resistance protein
Exons: 5
Coding region: 1-1308 (435 amino acids)
Biological process (GO): xenobiotic detoxification by transmembrane export across the plasma membrane
Molecular function (GO): fluconazole transmembrane transporter activity
Source: RefSeq, a predicted model, not a curated record
AUGAUCCCGAUAACCCUCACAAUUGGUCGUUACGUCAAAAAGUGUGGAUAUCCGCUAUACCUAUAUACGUUUACGGUCUAUGCUGGAUCAUCUCUGUACACUUCCAGUGAGCAAGGUAUCAUGGAUGAUUUUCAUGUCGACCAGAUUGAGGCGACACUUGGGCUAGCACUGUACGUACUGGGGUACGGUAUGGGGUGCCUUCUGCUCUCGCCCCUCACGGAGAUACCAUCUGUCGGUCGAAACCCACCAUAUGCCAUCUCGGGCUUGCUUUUUCUCCUGCUCUGCAUCCCGGGAUCCUUGGUUCAAAAUUAUGCAGGGCUGAUGGUACUACGCUUUCUCCUCGGUCUCAUGGCGUCUCCUCCACUUGCCACGUCAGGGGCCUCUCUGGGGGACAUCUGGCGCCCGAGCAGUUUCCCAUUUGCAGUCGGAAUUUGGGCAGCUACGACAGCCAUGGGACCUGCUUUGGGGCCAACUCUAUCCUCGUUCGCUGUCAGGGCGCUCGGCUGGAGAUUUGCAAGCUGGGAACUGAUGAUCCUCGUUGGACCUACCUACAUCCUGCUCAUCGCCACAGUACCGGAGACAUCGGGCCUCACCAUCCUCUACUAUCGCGCUAAGCGUUUGGUGGAGCAGAGGGGAGAUCCGGCAAUCAAAUCCGAAGCUCAGAUGAAGAAAGAACAUCUUACCGUCAAUGGUCUUCUAUGGGAUGCGCUUGUGAAGCCAUGGGAACUGAAUAUCAAAGAUCCAGCUCUGUUAUUCACUACCGUAUAUUUUGGGUUGAUCUAUGGUAUAUACUAUACGUUCUUUGAGUCUUUUCCGAUCGUUUUUUCGGUUGACUACGACUUCAAGCCGGAGAUCACAGCUCUUAUAUACCUUGGUGCCAUUCCAGCGGGGUUUCUUGCAGUGGCCCUGCACUCUAUCUAUAUCAAACGUGUGCUCCCCAGGCUGAAAGAUGGCUCGUUUGGAGAUUUGGAGAACCACCUUGUUCUCGGCAUGAUAUUCAGUUGGCUUAUCCCGGGCGGCCUCUUCUUGUACGCAUGGUCUGCUCGUCCGUCUGUACACUGGAUAGCUCCAACGCUAGGCUUCGCAAUCCUGAUGUUCGCAAUGUACUUCGUCACGCAAAGCAUCUUCUCAUAUAUACCGAUGAUCUACCCGCGAUACGCCGCUAGCAUUCUUGCGGCCAGUAGCUUUGCCCGCAGUGCGUUCGCCUUUGCAGCGAUCCUGUUUGCCGGCCCCAUGUUCGAUGCGCUAGGAGUGGAUGGUGGUUUCGGGAAGAAGCUCAGAGAGCGCAGCCAGUUUGCCAUUGACUGA